UGUUCGUUGAAAAUUUCAACUGUUUCAUAAACAAAUAAUAAAAAUGAUCCAUUUUACGUACCCUCGUUAUUUGAUGCCUACCGAACUUGUUUGUAGACGCAUCACCGAUUCUGCGCUUUACUGCGUUUCCUCUCGUAUCGGGUUCACUAUAGGUCGACCCAACUAAGAUAACCUUAUAUUUACAAACAUUGCGCAUGCAUUUGCUACUUUAUGACUUUAGUUUGUUUGUGCUUUUAACGAACGUCAAAAUGAUCCUCUUUUUACACGUGUGCCUUGCAUUUUCUGAACUAGUUGAUUUCGUAUCAUAAUUAUUUAUGCCUUUUUUAAAACCUCUACCCGAUUAUGAAGAAUUUUUGGUUGCUUUUUAUUUGAAGCUCUCAAACAAUCUUUUAAGAUGGAUUCAAGCUAUCAACAAUCCGUCAAUGGAGUUUCUCUAGAUUUUCAGCUUGACGCUAAUUCUAAUGUUAAUCCUGAAGAAAUUGCACUUGAGAUCGAAAAGUGUGAAAACAUGCAGUACCUGAUUUUAAAGAAUGUGAAGAUAGGAGUACAAUUAGCUCAAGCUAUAUCCCAAGCUCUUCAAAGAAAUGGUGCUCAAUUGAAGAGUGUCCAGUUGAAUGGCACAUUUAAAAGAUUCUCUAAAACUGAAAUCCCAAUCUCAUUAAAACACAUAAGUUUGGGACUAAGCUUGUCACAAGCACACCUUACAGAGUUAGAUAUCAGUGAUAAUUCAAUUGAUACAUCAAUUGGCAUUCAAUCUUUAGUUUGUUUAUUGUGUUCAUCCACUUGUUAUACUCUUAAUACUCUUAAACUCAAUUACAACUCUCUUAAUUCCUUCAGUGGUAAAAAAAUAGCACAAGCUCUUUUGGAGUGUCAUGCAAACAGCAUGAAAGAAACCACCCGUCCCUUAGAAUUAAAAGUAUUUGAGGCUGGUAAAAAUUAUCUUGAUGAUGAAAGUGCCAUAGCAUUAGCAAAAGUAUUUAAAACUAUCAAGAGUUUAGAAGAACUUAGCCUACCUAAAAAUAAAAUUGGUGAUCUAGGUAUGUUAGCAAUAAUCGAUAGCUUAUCAGUCAAUCCAGGUAUCAGGGUAUUGGAUUUUAACAAUAAUAAUCUUAGUUUUGAAAGUAUCCAGGCACUUGCUAAAAUAAUACCUUACUUUCUUCAUCUUCAGAUAUUGACACUUUCAGGAAAUAAAUUAACUUCUAAAGGUGAAGAUUUAAUAAGUGAAGCUCUUGGCAUGUGCAAAUAAUCCUUGUGCUACAUACAUUUUUGUUCUUAAAUAUUUCAUGCCAAUUUUCUGUGAUUUAGACUAUUAACUAUCUGUGAUUAAAAUAUCUUUAAAUGAGCCAAAAUAUCU
Messenger RNA from Trichogramma pretiosum, 1354 nucleotides. Its product is annotated as ran GTPase-activating protein 1-like. Gene Ontology annotation, cellular component: cytosol; perinuclear region of cytoplasm; nucleus. The record is from RefSeq and is a predicted model, not a curated record. The coding region runs from base 395 to 1246 and encodes 283 amino acids. Gene Ontology annotation, biological process: activation of GTPase activity; nucleocytoplasmic transport. The transcript is spliced from 2 exons. Gene Ontology annotation, molecular function: GTPase activator activity; small GTPase binding. NCBI's taxonomy places the organism in Eukaryota, Metazoa, Arthropoda, Insecta, Hymenoptera, Trichogrammatidae.